AUGACUCGUGGAAAGGACAGUUCGCCCUUUAGCAGCAUUUGUUACGGAACUUUCAACGCCAGCUCCGCAGAGGUCAACGUUAAAACGUCAGAGUCGGCAACACACAGACGUACAGUAUGGGGCUGCCAGAUUGAAUCCGCUGCAACACUGUGCAACGAAAUCUUACCAGAGCCACAGACAACGAAGAUGAAGAAUGCGAGCAACCAUGGUCCAACGGGGUACUUUUCCGAACUUACGGUGGUCUUGGGAACGUUUCCUCGUAGUACCACGUUUUUACUGGCUUUCUCGUUGGCCAUCCGCAUUCUUUGGCUGUUGACCAUGGUGAAAGCCUGUGUGGUUUAAUUGGGUUGGCGAAC
Ixodes scapularis (black-legged tick) is the source of this 356-nucleotide messenger RNA. RefSeq lists its product as uncharacterized. The transcript is spliced from 2 exons. The record is from RefSeq and is a predicted model, not a curated record. Lineage: Eukaryota; Metazoa; Arthropoda; Arachnida; Ixodida; Ixodidae. Bases 1 to 342 code for a protein of 113 amino acids.